ACGAGCAGCCGAGAAGGAAACACACUUCACAUGAGCUUCCUAACUAUCAUUAAUUUUUAACGGUCACGAUAGCUUCCACUCUUAACAAACCUGUGGCAAAAUGGCAGCAAUCACAUAAAGAAUAAAAUCUCAGUAAAACUAAUACGAGAAUCACGUGAUUUUUUAGUUUUCCCAUCCUGACGAUAUUACGUGAACGCACCAUAGCCGAGCUGAGGAAGUAGAGGGGACACAACACAAUGAGAGGAUUCUGACUUCCUAGCAUCUUUGCUGCUUUCAGCAAAUUCAGACUCCGCUUUCAAGCUCCUCAAGCUAAAACAGAGCUGAGCCAUGGCUAAUAUCCAGAUCCGGAAAUAUCGGGAGGACGAUGCCGAGGCCGUGAAGGAGAUCUUCACCCUGGGGAUGAGCGAGCACGUGCCUUCGUCCUUCAUGCACCUUCUGAAACAGCCUCUGACCCAGAUGGUGCUCAUGUGCAUGUUCUGCGCCCUCAUGACCAGCUCCAAAUCCUUCCUGCUGCCCAUCCUGGCCGUCACCCUCGUCCUGGCCGGCUCCCGGCAGUUCGUCGUCUACAUGUUCAACAGAUACAUCGAAACCUCCCUCAAGAAGGACCUCAACAACAUCACCGACACCUACCUGAAGCAGAAGGACUCGUGUUUUUGGGUGGCUGAAAGCGAGGGUCAGGUGGUCGGCACAGUGGCUUGCCUUCCUAACGAAAAUGCGCCCGAGUGCUUGGAGCUGAAACGCAUGUCUGUGCGCCGCAGCCACCGCGGGAUGGGCAUCGCUAAGACUCUGUGUCGGACAGUGACGGAGUUUACUCGUGACAGAGGUUACGCAGCCGUCGUCCUGUACACCUCUGUGGUCCAGACUGACGCUCAGAAGCUGUAUGAGCACAUGGGCUACGAGAAGAUAAGAGAGUUUGUUGUUCCUGAACUCGUGGCUAGAAUCAUGAACUUCACUCUGUUUGAGUACAGAUUGUAUAUACGGAAAGAUGAGUAAUCUGAAACCGUCACACACAACACAACGACUGAUUAACAUUUCAUGAUCAUCCAUCCAGUUUCUAUGAUUUCCCAGUAUGCAUUUAAGCCAACUGAACACUCAGGACAGAUCAGAGACCUGCACCACGAAGCGAGUUCAACUUAGUCUGGCUCUCUUUGGGUGAGCUGGCUUCACUCAGCCUAACAUUGGCCGUCCCGGAUAACUGGUAUCACGAAGCUGGCUAUCAACUGGCUCAGUCAAGUCUGGGUUUUACUAUCCAGCUACGAGCGCUUCAUGUUCACGUGAAAGCAGCUAAUCUCAGUGUGUGGAUCACCUCAUUAUGUUCUAAACCGCAGUGAUGGAAUCAGAGUUAACUUUGCACAAUUAAAAUGCUGUGUUUAGUGUGUUUUAGAUAAUUAAUUAUGUCUCAAUUUUGUUAGAAGCUCAGUUUUAAAACCGGAGUGGAAAUCCCUAUCAGGAUCCUGUAGGAAUGAUGACUCCUUUUUUUUUCCAGUGAUCUGAUUGGUCAGUAGUCUGGGUGUUAAGUUGUGAAGUAAUGUUCAGAGCAGGUUAGCUGUUCGACAUAGGUUACCAUGGUGAUUUAUUUCCGUUAAAAGUGAGCCAGCUGCGUGAUACCGGAAAAGUUAAGCCCAAAGAUAACCGGUUAACAAACUGGUGUCGCUUGGUGGUUCAGGCCUCAGAUGACAGGACCCACAUGAAGCUAUGCAUGUUUUCUUCUUACAGACAGAUCGAUCGUUCAUUAUCAUGGUCUCAACAGACUUUUUGUGUUUUGUUUUUUUAUAGUUGAAUACAUGUAAUAUUAGAGUAGAAAAAUCAUCUAUACUGUUUGUCUUGAUUAAAACAUAUUUAAAUUAAUUUCAUUAUUUAAUUUGAAAAUUAUUUCAUUCAUGUCCACACUACAAUAAAUUGAUAGAUCUGAA
Molecule: messenger RNA, 1913 nt
Organism: Thunnus maccoyii (southern bluefin tuna)
Lineage: Eukaryota; Metazoa; Chordata; Actinopteri; Scombriformes; Scombridae
Product: probable N-acetyltransferase CML1
Exons: 2
Coding region: 328-993 (221 amino acids)
Molecular function (GO): N-acetyltransferase activity
Source: RefSeq, a predicted model, not a curated record